Myxocyprinus asiaticus (Chinese sucker) is the source of this 171-nucleotide messenger RNA. RefSeq lists its product as uncharacterized. The annotation marks the transcript as partial. The transcript has 3 exons. Lineage: Eukaryota; Metazoa; Chordata; Actinopteri; Cypriniformes; Catostomidae. The record is from RefSeq and is a predicted model, not a curated record.
CAAUUCUUAAGAUCUCCAGUUGAUUGGAACUUGUUAAUUAUUGCCCAGCUUCCUCCAGGCAGUCAGUCAUCAUCUUGUUCUUCAUGCCGUAUCUUGUGUUUGGAGGAGUGCAGACACUCUACCUGCACUCCCUGUGGUCAUCUCUUCUGCUGGGAGUGCAUUACUGAGUGA